Molecule: messenger RNA, 2063 nt
Organism: Perca flavescens (yellow perch)
Lineage: Eukaryota; Metazoa; Chordata; Actinopteri; Perciformes; Percidae
Gene: tcta
Product: T cell leukemia translocation altered
Exons: 3
Coding region: 387-653 (88 amino acids)
Biological process (GO): osteoclast fusion
Source: RefSeq, a predicted model, not a curated record
UUUUUUCCCCCCUUGGAUCACAUCCAUGCCUAGGAUGGCCAAGGCAUGCCCCGCCCUACUCUGCCUUACUCUGCCUCUUAUUGGCUUACCCUAUCCUAACCCUAACCAAUCCCACGGGUCUUGCCUAAACCUGACCUAACCAACCCAACCAACGAAGGGAACGAGGACUAGCUAGCUAUCGUACUAGCCAAUCAGAGGGAGAGUAGGGCCGGCCAUACCUUCCCGAUGGCUUCGCCAUCCUAGGAAACGCAAAUUCGCUAAUGGUAGAGAUGGCGACCAGGAUGUCAUGUGCUAACGUUACCUAGCCAAAGCGACGUUUUUUUAAAGUAUCAAUCGGAUGAAGAGUUCACCAUAUUUAUUCCACACAAGCUGAAUAACCAGACACUAUGGAGGAACCGUGGGAUUUUGAGUUUUUUUCCCGCAUCGCUGACAGCUGCUUGUCGUUCCUAUCCGAAUUUGUUGACGACUGGCUCGCCAACGAUAUGAGAGUCUCCAUAUUCAAAAUCUUACUCAGCUGGUUAAUUUUUAGUCUUGUCGCAAUUCACUUUGCAUGGAAAGUAUACGGGAAUACAGUCAACGAUAUGUAUUAUCGACAAGGGACUGGACAGAACGGAGGCACACCUGAUACAGCACCUCACCUCAGUGGAUGGUAGGUUUCCGAGCAUCCAUGUCGCUUCAAACAGGGAAAGUAAAGCAGGAGAUCCCCCCAAGGCUCAUCGAGAUUAACAGGACAAUGGUGUUGGACUUUGGACUUAAUCCAAGUGAGAGCUGGACUCGUGUGUUUUGCUUAUCAUAAAGCAUCUUCAGUGCAUUCAAGAUGCAUGCAACUUCUGGUGACUGCCCAGAGAAACAUCUGUUAUGCAUACCAACAGUGUCAUACUGAUAUCCACUACAUCAACUAGUGAUGUGAGCUAUUUAUUUUGGCUUGUCAACAUUUGUCAUUGAGCAGAACUUUACUCCACAUACAUACUAAUUUUUGCUUUGGUCCCCUUUUUUCCCCCAAGAGUCUUCAGUACAAAUGUGACAAAUAUUGCUGGGUUUGUGUGUAAAUGAAGGUUGCUUUAAGAACACUGUGAUGAUAACAAACAUACAAAUGUUCCAUUCUGACCAUGAGCAAAAUAAUUGGACUUGAUUUGAAUGAUGAAAGGAACAAUAGAAUGUAUUUUUCAAGUCUUUUGAAAUACAGGUCCAUGAAAAUCAGUUCAUAUCUUUCAUCUUCCACGAUUUUUGUGUGCAUUUUUAACCACUGUUUUUCAAUAACAUACUAUAUAAGGAGCAUUAUUUGCACUUAAUGAGUGAUACAGAGUGCCUGUCUAGAGUAUUCACCCCCCAUUUGACUUUGUCCUGUUUCAACAUUGACUCACAGCAAUCUCUUGUGUCAAAGUGAAAACAAAUCUCUACAACUAAUCAAAAUUAGAUUCAAUUAAAAAAUAAUUCAUGAAACAAACACAUUCACCCUGUUAAUGACACACCUUAUAUGCACACUUUGAAUGAAAACAACCUGUGUAAUCAAGGUGUGACAGAUAAUUUUAUAUUAUGUAUCUGAAAGGACCAUCGGCAUGGUGGCACUUCAUGGGGGUGCUUCUGUACAGCAGACCAUAGUGGCUUUUUAUGGUAGAGGGUAAAAUAAAUGCCAAAAUACAUUGAUACUUGAGGUUUAAUAUUUUUAUAUAUUUGUGCUUAUCAAUUUGUUUUACUUUGACAUUAGUUUAUGUUAAUAUGUGUCAAAAAAGUGUAGUUAACUGGGAUUUAAUGUAAAAUAAGAUAUAUGAAAAAGUCAAAGGGGGGUUGAAUACUUUGUGUGCAUUGUAUAGCCACCUUACAGUUAUAAUGCUGUUAGAAUGGCAAAGACAAGUCGGUAAUACAAGACAACAAUGCAAUGCACUGCAGUGUGUAUUUACAGAAAUAUUUUAUGUUGUACAUAGUCCUUGUCAAAUGAACUAAACAAAACCAUCAGCAUAUUUUAGGUACCCGAAGAGACCAGCGGCAAAGCAGGAAGAUAAUACAAAUGCAAGUUUUGUUUAAAUAGCUUGAUUGAUAUUAAAUGUGUUGUUUUUUUGAAA